GAAAACGAACAAGUUUCAGCGGCUAAUACCUUCUGGGAUUCGCCACAUAUCGUACCGGUGACCUUGCUGUCAGCCACAUGUCUCGGAACAUCAUCCUUCGACAAACGAACGGAGCUGUUGGCGAUCCCAACAAACUGUAAACCCUAUCAGAAACUGGACUUCGACCUUCACCUACUGACCGAUAAGGACAGAACGUCUGAUUCUGGUCAAGGGGGCAGCGAUGAGGAGCCCCACGAAGGCCUAAACAUCAAACCAAUCGUCAAGAUUGUACAGUUAGUUCCUCAAAAUCAGGAGAUCAAUCUCAAAAACCAAGAAGAUGGACCUUGGCUGAAGGCCACAGAAUCCUGUACAGUCGACGGCAAUGGUGAACUCAGGAAAAGGACGUUUGAAGAAAACUCUACUUUGGAUAAGGGAUGUCGUGAGGCCCUGGAGUACCCGUUCGAAUUACAGGGCUCAAACCAAAUCCCCGACAUAAUAAACCAUCACGGAAUCUCCAGCAUCAAGAUGAGUCACUUGAAUCAAAAAAAUGCUGACUAA
This is a messenger RNA of Dibothriocephalus latus, 537 nucleotides long. The record is from the annotation of a GenBank genome assembly. NCBI's taxonomy places the organism in Eukaryota, Metazoa, Platyhelminthes, Cestoda, Diphyllobothriidea, Diphyllobothriidae.